CGGGGCGAGAACCCCAACCUCCCCGGCGCGUACCUGGCCUCGUCCGGUUGUUCGGCCGGCAGACUGUCGCACGUCGGUGUACACCCGUUGGCAGCCUGUCAUCCGGCCGCCCUGGCCAGCCAUCAUCGUUCGGAACAGCACGUUCAACUGGGUCACGCCGCGGCCGCGGCCGCUGCUGCGGCAUCCAUGGGGAUGGAAUCCUCGGAAUUGGUCGCGGUCGCUCACUACCAGGCGCAACAGCUUCAGCGACAAUUGUUGGCCGAGCAGCAGUCGGCUGCUGGCGCUAUGCUGCCGCCGGUUGGUCAACCACCGGUUGGAACAUUGCCGCAACCGUUGCAGCAAGCGCAGCAACCUCAGUCCCAGGGCCAGGAUCCGUUGCAGAGCCUGAUGCAGCAGCUGAUCUGUUUGCAACAGAUCGAAUACUUCCUCGCGCAGCGUGGCCACAAGUGAUCCUCCUCCUCCUCCUAGAGGACCAGCUCUGCUUCCCGAGGAUCCAGACCCGCGACGGCGAACGCGACGAACGCGAAGGACUCGGUACAAAAGAGAGAAGUGCGCGUUUCGUUUACUAGCUUUUACGCGUCGUUCGCAUUGUUCGCAGUUUUAGUCUCGUGCUGUGACCGACCCCGAUUUCGGGGCUGAAGAUGGACGCACGCGUGUGCCCGUUCGAGGCGGAUCGCCUGUCGAACGGGCGGUAUACGGGGAGGCGUGCACGGUGUUUCCGAGUUCGUCGAGUUCGAUGGGUGAAUCAGGAUACCGGAAGGCGAGGGAUCGGCUGUAUCGUAAGCUCGUACGCUUCGCGGUGGAUCGACGGAAACGACGCGCCGUGACGAGAACCGUGACGGCCUCUGGUUUUGCCGCUGAGGCCAAGCGUUUUGCGUGUGAUAAGACGUUACGUCGAAAGAAAACAAAGUAUGUAAGAAAAUGUAGAAGGAAGUUUAAGUAUCGGUGAAACGCUUUCUUGGGGGUGGGGGGUAGGGGGGGAGAUAGGGGACAUAGAAGAGGAAACAGAAGAAGAAAUGCAAGAUAGAACGCAAGUAAAUGUUUAUUGAGAAAAGAAAAUGAAACGGUACGCCGCGCACGGCAGAGACGAUCAUUCGCUCUGGUGCGAGCUGUGAAUGAAUCUCUAUCCGUCAACAGUAUUGAUAUAAUUAAUAGAAUAAAUGAAUAUAAAAAAAAAAAUAUUGUAAGAGGUAUAUCGUAAGUACGUAUUGUGCAAGCGUAUGCGAGGUAGGAGAGUGUGGUUGCGAGGAUACGGCGUGGAGUACAUAACGGUAGGAUGUGAGAGGAUAUGGGUGUGUAAGAGGAAGACCGGAUCAUACGUUAGGCUGAAAGAUUUCUAACAAGCGCGGAGCCCGAUCGAACGCCAACGCACAGGCCCUGAUUGCCCCGUGUAUCGAAUCUUGUCGAACUUUUCGUCCUUUCCUUUAUCGUCGUUACGCGUGUGUGACCAGGUGCAGACAGGAUAGCUGAUGAAAAUAUUUUCCAGUUCGUCGUCGAUACGUUGAUCGGCCGAGGCUGUCAGGUUUUAUCGUCUUAUUUCAUUUUUUCUUAGCCAAUGGUUCGCGCGAUCCUUGCGGAGGAUACAUCGUCGGGAACAGCAUGUUCAUCGGUGUGGAUGAUGCGUUUGCUUCGGAUGUUCAGCGAGACAAUCGUUACUUAAUACCCCCGCGACCAUCUACCUUCGUUCGUAACACGGCACGCGUAUCGAGAACAGAAAAGAAAGAUUUUCAAAAUGAAACAUUAACACAGCAGGAUUGCGUACGACACAAUGUGAAUCAUUCUAGCAUAAAGUUCCUUGCGCGUUACGUUUGUACACGAUAUAUAUAUAUAUAUAUAUGUGUGUAUAUAUAUAUAUGUUCCUCACACUGUAUGCUUACACUGUUUGUUCCUAUUUUUUUGUAUUAAUCAUCGUGAUUCGUUGUGUUCUCUUCCUUCGCUGUUUUAAGCUCUCGAGCACAAGCAUAACGGGGCAUUACAUAUACCGAGAGGAUAUAUUCGAAAAUGCGUGAAACAUAGCGACAUUUUGAAUCUAACAAAGUCCACGUUCUUCUGCUGUUCGCCUUCUUCUCUGUUGCGUACAAUCGUCAUUUACAGAUCCGUCACGAUCGUCCUGUUCGCACAUCAUAGUUUCUCUUAAGAAAGGAACAUCGUUUUAGUUUUUAUUCGCGUAUAUUUAUUAGGCUUCACCUCUCCCGACUGGUGUCACCGCGAAUACACGAUUUCUUCCGGCAUUUUCUUGUCUCAAUAUUCGACGAUCGACGUUCAUUGCAUCCUCCGGAAGUCGUGCUAAGUUUUACCGAUCGAAGAAGUGCCCUUCGAAGCGGGGAUUUAUAGAAAUGUUUACCUACCAAAGUACCCUUCGAAGCGGAGUUGCGUGAAAAUUUUCAAAGCGCGGCUAAGAACGACCGCAGGAGAUUUAUUCUUCCAUUAAUUAAUUAAUGACGCGUCGGACAGGGAUACAAACGGUCCGCGAGAAAACUCGAUGGAAAAUCCAUUUGGUUAAUUAAUUGACAAUUACUGUGUGGGGGAAGAGGGCACGAACGUCGGCGUUUCAUCACGUCCAUAAACUCUGCGCUAUCCGGGGGUAGUUGCUUCCACUUCGCACGAUCGCCUUUUUCUUCAUCGAGCACAGGCAUCGUUCACACACGCAGACAGACAGACAGACACACACGCAUUUAGGUGACAAAACGGAGAACGAACUGUAGAAAGGGGUUCUCUUUUUUUUCUGUUUCCACGGGGGAAUACGGUGAUCCAGUACGAGGAGCAAGAGGUCGUCGCCGUUUGUUUCUCGCCGAAAUUUCCAUCCUUCCUUCCUCUCCGUUCUCUGCUCCAUUUCGUUCUUUUACUGUAAUUCGAUUAGUAUUCAAUUUUAGACGAAAAGAUCGGUAGAAAUAAAAUUUGAAACUCGUUCGGAAAAAUGGAGCGGUGAACGGGGUAGGAAAAGCGGGUAAAAACGUGCGAGUAAAAAAGCUUUUGACACGCGCGUACACACAUACACGAACACUAACGAAUACAAAUCAUUGAAUUAGAUAGGUAAGAUACGCGUGAAGCCAGUACAGUCCCACGGCGUGUGAGAGUGUGCGAAGAAAACGAGAAAAGGGUGUUUCGUAAAAGAAAUGAAGAUGAAGAAUCGAAGAAAGUAUGCCUCUGCGUGUUUCCAUGUAAGAAUGUGUUAGGAAAAAAUGUACGUACGUGUGUGUGUGUGGGUGUGCGAGAAAAGGAGAAUAGAUGCAAACGAUUAUUUCGACACGAGCAUGCGGUGGGUUUUAGGAUAAAUGAUCUAUUGACAAAUGUUGUAUAUUAUUACGAAUUAUAAUGACACUAUUAUAAUUAAUUAAUUCAUCAAUUAAUUAAUUAUUAUACCCUAAUAAUGCGAAUUGAAUUUAAACGACAGAGGAAGGAUCGAAGAUGUGGGAAUAGGUGAUGCAACAGGAGAAACGAUAAGUAAAAAAUAGGAAGCAAAAGAUAAUGAAUUUUUAAUUGUUAACGAAAUACACAUAAAACACGGAGCCGGAUUUAUAUAAAAUAGAAGAAAAAAAAAAAAACAGAACAGCUUGGGUUGCGAAGCUCUGAAUGCGGGCCGAUCAGAUCAGCCUCGUGACGCUGUCGAGGGUAAAAUUUUGAAAAAUCAACGCGACACGCUUUGUCACCAAUGAUAAAGUGCAUCGAUCAAGUUUCCAUAGAUUUUCAAACUUUUCUUUUUCUAUUUUUUUCUAGCUUUUCAUUUCUCGUUUCCUAUCGAUGACCCAGAAGCAUGUACAAAGUGUUUCAAGGCUUUUCAUGAAUUUUAAAAAAAUAUGGAUCACGCGUUAGAUCUUGAUGAUGCAUUUUAACGAAUCACGCAAAGCAGCCAAGCGAUGGCGAGGAUCAAAGGUGAUUCGAAUUUUAACACUUUGAAUAGCCACUCCGCUCGUAUUUGGGUGAUGCGUGAAUUUCUACGAUUAAUUAAUCUAAUUACCCAUUUACGAGCGACCCUUUUAUGCGCUCGAUUCCAAACGAUUUUACUAAUUAUUUUAUUCUUUUAAUGAAAUUCGAAGCCUCGCCAUCGCUCGGCCUUUUUUAUUCGGCCGGUUGAGAAGAAUCAUACAAAUUAGUUUUUAAAAUUUCGUGGGAAAAAAGGGAGAGGACACGACGGGGCGAUCGACGACGUCUCUCUGUGAAAGUAUCGAUCGUACAAGUAGAAAAUGGCUCGUAGCAUCUGUGUUCCUCGUUGAUUUCUCGAUCAUAAUCGAUCUCCCUCUCUUCUUAUAUCGUUUGAUAAAAAAAAGAAAUAACUAAAUCCUUUCGUUGCGCGUCACAUUAGAAUUUAAUGCGACCAUCAAUGGAGAUGCUGAACGUCGAGUUAAAUAAUAAAUUAUUUAUCAGGUUUCAUCGAUUUUCCAUUCUUAUGCAUCAGGUACCGCAGCGAAAGGGUUAAGAACGCAUUAUCAUUUAAUUUGAAACACAAAAGAUAUCUGAGAAAAUUUUUCUUUUUAUUUUUAACAGUUCCUAUUCAUAAAACAACGUAUUUACAAUUUUAUUAUCGUGACUUAUAGAAAGGUAAUCCUUCGUAAAUCGAAUUUCUAUGAUUUUAUAUCGUGUAUCUCGUCGUCGAGACGCUGUUUCUUCUUUCGAAAAGAUUUCUUUCUCCUCACUCACGUUUAAGAAAAAUUUGUCAGAAAGAAGGAUCGUUCCUUUUCCGUCCACAGCAACUGAAGCGAAUUUCAUUCGACAAGAGACUAAAAAGAAAGAAGGGAAAACUUCGGUCCUGAGUCAGAAAGGUCCCAAGUAGAUUUUGGCUCAGGGAUAAGCAAGAAGUAUCGUACUCGAAAGUGUUAUUUGCGGCCUUUUGGACUGAGCAGCCGAAUUACAAACACGAAGAAGAAACAUUCUUGUUUCUUUCAUCAAAAUUUUCGGAUCCUCGGAAGAUCGGCGUCUAAACGAAAGUAGAAUAUUGAUUGAUUAGUAUUCGAUCCUCUGUUUCCAUUCAAUUUUUAAUUAUUUUCUAACUGGUAGUUCCCAUUUUCUAAAUUUUAAUAAAAUUUUCGUUUGAUAAGUUCGAGAGUAAGAUAGAGAUUCGAGGGAUCAACGACGAGAAAGAAAUGAUGAAUGAAUUGAAGAGAGACGAGAAAACGUGUACAUAAGCGUGACGUCCACAAGAGACCGGAAAUAUGCUUGGCCAAGCCGUUUGUUCAUCUGUAAAUAUUCUGUCCUCUGAAUUUGGCACUAAUCCGUGCCUGUGUGGUCGGUGUGAAAGAUAUUUGAGAUUCUCGAUCAACGCGUCGGUCAAUCGCUAUUACUGGACCAGUCUUGGGCGACGAACGUGCACCGAUUCAUAGUGUAUAAAAGAAAAGGGGGAGAUUAACAAAAAAGAAAAAAAAACACAAAACAAAAUAUUAGCGAAUUAGGGACGAUUUAAAAUGCGAUCGAAAGGAGUAAUUACAAGUUUACCCUAAGUGGACAUGGGCCAGCUAAGGUAUAUUAUAUUAAUAUACAUUCAAAGUUGGCCCAUCGCCAUGACCAAUGAAGUAAUAAUGGGGGAGAAAUAAGAAUGAAAGAAGGAAAGAAAUGCAAGAAACAAAGCAAAAGAAAACAAAAAAAAAAUUGUCAUCUAAUUACAUUUUUACGCACUCCAAAUUUUUAUCCUCGUCAUUUGUAUCAUAGCGACAUGUGUUUAAAGAUGAAUCCACAUUAUAUGUAUGUAAUCAAAAUUGUAACUGACAAAACGUUAAUAAAAAAAUGAUAUUCGAAUCUUUGCUCA
Molecule: messenger RNA, 5740 nt
Organism: Osmia bicornis bicornis
Lineage: Eukaryota; Metazoa; Arthropoda; Insecta; Hymenoptera; Megachilidae
Product: oligodendrocyte transcription factor 2-like
Exons: 1
Source: RefSeq, a predicted model, not a curated record